AUGCGAAACCUGAGAAAUAUUGGCCAAACGUUUCGUGGUGUCAACUUCGGAGCUCCACUGCCCUGGAGCGCUUUAACGUGGGAUGCUUCCAACGAUGGUUGUAUCGGAGCGUUUGGUCCUUCGGAGGACCUCGAAAUCGUUGAAAUCCGCAGAAUAACGGGCGACAACGAACCGGAGCCAUAUUUGACGCUUGACGACCGCGGGGGCGACCAAGUCAUCGAUGUUCACUACCUGGUCGAUCAGAGUGCCAUAAGUGUGAUAUUCUCCAAAGGGGAUAUUGAAUUGAUCAACGAUGACGCCAGUGCCGAAACGUCCCGUGUCGGGAUCAUUGGGUCCGUGGACGAAGGAAUUGAUGCGGCGGCGUGGUCGCCAGAUGAGGAGAUCGUGAUUCUCUCCACAAGAGCAAGGACUUUGCUGUUCAUGACCCGGGAAUUCGACCUGCUUACCACCGUCACGCUAAACCCCGAGGAUACGAAGGUUUCCAACCAUGUCUCGGUCGGCUGGGGUAAAGCAGAGACGCAGUUCAAAGGGAAGAGAGCCAAGGCGCUGCGAGACCCCACUGUCCCGGAAAAAGUCGAUCAAGGUCUACUGAGCCCAGAUGAUGAUGGAACGGUUACAGUCAGCUGGAGAGGAGAUGGUCAAUAUGUUGCUGUCAACUCAAUCGAGCCCGGUCGCGGAAGAAUGAUCCGCGUGUACUCAAGAGAAGGCAUCCUUGAGAGCGUCAGCGAACCGGUCGACUAUCUGGAAGGGGCAUUGAGUUGGCGACCUGCAGGAAAUCUGAUUGCUGGCAUCCAACGAUUCGCCGAUCGCAUCGAUGUCGUUUUCUUCGAGCGCAACGGUCUUCGCCAUGGCGAAUUUCCCCUCCGUCUUUCCCCAGCCGAAGCAAAGACGUGGGGAAAGUCCAUCAAGCUCGCGUGGAAUCCCGAUUCCACCGUCCUUGCCGUCAUAUUCGCCGACCGCGUCCAGCUAUGGACGAUGGGAAACUACCACUACUAUCUGAAGCAAGAACUCCUUCUUGGCGGUGCCAACCCGCAAGCGUGCUGGCAUCCGGAAAAGCCACUUUGCCUGGCUCUAGGAGAAACGUAUAGCGACCCUCAAGGCAUGGAAGACGACUCCAUCCGCAUGAAGGUGAUUGAAUUCGCUUUUGCCGUCUGCGAAGGGCCAACCGCAACGCCCAAAGAUGCUGGAGCCGUGGCGGUAAUUGACGGGAAGACGCUCAAACUCACGCCGCUUCGAUAUGCGAAUGUCCCUCCCCCGAUGGCUCUUCACGACGUUGACACCGACUCAAGUAUCCUCGACGUGUCAAUAAGUCCGGAUGGGGGCGGGAUAGCUGCAUUGCACACCAAUAGCGUCACCUUGAUGACGUGGGAUAUGUCGAAAAGGUCAAUUGUCGCACCCGUACGGCAAGAAACGUAUAAACUGCCCCGAUCAGCUGGCCAUGCCCAGCAAGUCGCAAUGGACUCGCAAGGGCGGGCUUAUGUACUCUGCCAAUCGGGGUACGGAGAAAGCUGGAUCUACUACUGCAAUGGACCCGAUCCCAAGGCGAGAGAGAACAUGGGGUUCAAAUCUGCUUCGGGCAUUUUCUGUGAUCCAGCCGAUAGUACGCUUUGGGUAUCGGCUGACUGGGGCCAAGAGGGGAUUGAAGUGGUUAAAAAGCAAGAGCAAGAGACCGGGUGGAUUACGGUCAAGUCUAUGGUUGGAUUGCCACUGAAUAUCGACUGGCAAAAAGGAACCCGUGUGGAGGGGGAGUAUAUCGCAUUUGGACUAGGAGAGGACGGAGUCCUGUAUGCAAACGAUCGAAAACUAUCACGGAAUUGCACGUCCUUCACCAUCACCGAGUCACAUCUCAUCUUCACGACCACUCUUCACCUCCUGAAAUUCGUGCACCUAACAACCCUGCAAGACCUCACCGUCCCAGGAGAUGAGCCCGAAGCCGACGAACGAUGUCGCAGCAUUGAACGCGGCGCUCGAAUCGUGACCGUUAUCCCGAGCGCGUGCUCGGUCGUCCUGCAGAUGCCGCGAGGCAAUCUUGAGACGAUUUACCCGCGAGCCCUGGUCGUGGCGGGGAUACGGAGUAGCCUGGACCGAAAGAACUACGGUGAUGCGUUCCGGUCGUGUCGAGUGCACCGGGUGGAUAUGAACAUCAUCCAUGACUACGCACCGGAGCAGUUCAUGAGUAAUGUUGCGCUUUUUGUGGAUCAGGUUAAAGCGGUCGAGCAUAUCGAUUUGUUUCUGUCUCACUUGAGGAACGAGGAUGUCUCCACGACGAUGUACAAAGAUACAUUAGCCGGUCAUCCGAACAACGCAGAUGCUCUGACGAAUGGUCACACAGACACUCGUGAUGGAAAGACUAUCGAUUACACCGAAUCCAAGGUCAACAGGAUAUGCAAGGCAUUUCUUACCGUUCUCAGCCCUCGGGCAGAUAAACACCUGCAGAACAUUGUUUCCGCAUAUGUCUGCAUGUCGCCCCCUGAUCUUGAAGGUGGGCUGCGGAUCGUAAGCGGUCUUCAAGGCACCGACGCCGAGCUCGCCGACCAAGCGGCCGAGCACAUCUCCUUCCUCGCGGACCCCAACCGACUGUACGAUGCGGCACUAGGCAUGUACGAGCUCGAACUCGCCGUCCUCAUCGCCCAACAGUCGCAGAAAGACCCGCGCGAGUACCUCCCGUUCCUUCAACGUCUCCGGGAAAUGUCCGAACUACGGAGGAAGUUCACCAUCGAUGAGCAUUUGGAUCGACAUGGGAAGGCGCUGACACACCUCCAUUCGAUGAACGAGUUCGAGGAGGCGAAGGUUUACGUGCAACGACACGAGCUCUAUUCCAAUGCGUUGGAGCUUUGGAAGUAUCAGCAGGAGCGGCUGGAUGAGAUCGUGCGGAUCCAGGCCGAUUGGCUGUGCGAGAAACCGGAUUUCAAGUCUGCAGGACUCGCAUACGAGUAUCUCGGCGACUACGCCUCCGCGUCCGACGCAUUCAAAUCCGCGGGGAUGUGGCGCGAGGCAUUGUCAGCAGCGUGCCUUGACGAGCAACCCUCCACGAAAAUUGCCUCCCUUGCCACCGACCUCGCCGACGCGCUCACCGAAUCCAAAGAAUAUCAACCCGCGGCCCGCAUCCACCUCGACUACCUCCACGACCUCGACGGCGCCCUCCGCCUCCUCUGCAAAGGCAAUCACUUCGCCGAAGCCAUCCGCCUCAUCGCCCAGGCCCACCGCCCGGCGCUCCUCGCCUCCAUCAUCGACCCCGGCCUCGCCGACGCGUUCGCCUCCACGACGGAGCUCCUCGCGGACUGCAAAUCGCAGCUCGCCGCACAGGUCCCCCGGCUCCGCGACCUGCGGCAGAAGAAAUCUGAGGACCCGCUCGCGUUCUACGAGGGCGAGACGUCGGCGGACAUCCCGGACAACAUCUCGCUGGCGCCGACGGACGCGUCGACGACGGGGACGUUCAUGACGCGGUACACGGGGGCGGUGACGGGGACGAUCGCGACGGGGACGUCGCGGCGGACGUCGAAGAACCGGCGGCGCGAGGAGCGGAAGCGGGCGCGGGGGAAGAAGGGUACGGUGUACGAGGAGGAGUACCUGGUCAGUUCGAUCCGGCGGCUGGUGGAGCGGGUAAACGCGACGGGAGAGGAGGUGGGGAAGUUGAGGGAGGGGUUGGUGAGGAGGCGGAUGCGGGAGCAGGCGCGGGUGGUGGGGCGGGCGAUGGAGGAGGUGGUGGAGGGGUGUCGGGGGUGUUUGGGGGAGGUGUUUGAGGUGGAGGAGGCGGUGGAGGGGGGAGGGGAUAUGGAGGGAGAGGGGAUGUCGAGUGGGGAUCGGGUGUUGAUGGAGACGUUGGAGGAGCUGGGGAAGAAGAAGGCGCCACCGUUAGUGACGGAAUUUGAGAAGUUGGCGGUGCUCGGGUAG
This is a messenger RNA of Eremomyces bilateralis CBS 781.70, 3894 nucleotides long. RefSeq names its product IKI3 family protein. Gene Ontology annotation, molecular function: tRNA binding; protein binding. Gene Ontology annotation, cellular component: cytosol; elongator holoenzyme complex. The coding region runs from base 1 to 3894 and encodes 1297 amino acids. Gene Ontology annotation, biological process: tRNA wobble base 5-methoxycarbonylmethyl-2-thiouridinylation. Lineage: Eukaryota; Fungi; Ascomycota; Dothideomycetes; Eremomycetales; Eremomycetaceae. The record is from RefSeq and is a predicted model, not a curated record. The transcript has 6 exons.